Molecule: messenger RNA, 1405 nt
Organism: Arabidopsis thaliana (thale cress)
Lineage: Eukaryota; Viridiplantae; Streptophyta; Magnoliopsida; Brassicales; Brassicaceae
Product: Eukaryotic aspartyl protease family protein
Exons: 1
Coding region: 69-1256 (395 amino acids)
Biological process (GO): proteolysis
Cellular component (GO): extracellular region
Molecular function (GO): aspartic-type endopeptidase activity
Source: RefSeq, marked reviewed
UUAACAUAAAAAAAAACAAUAAAUACAUUGCAUUGUGUCUGAAAACCCAAAAAUAUUAUUCGAUAGCAAUGUCUCUUGCAACCACAAUGAUCGCCAUCUUUCUUCAAAUCAUUACAUAUUUUCUCAUUACCACCACAGCCUCAUCACCUCAGGGCUUCACUAUCGACUUGAUCCACCGUCGCUCCAAUGCAUCUUCUUCUCGAGUCUUUAAUACUCAGCUCGGAUCACCUUACGCUGAUACCGUCUUUGAUACCUACGAGUACCUGAUGAAACUACAAAUCGGUACUCCUCCUUUCGAGAUCGAAGCUGUCUUAGACACCGGAAGCGAGCACAUAUGGACACAAUGUUUGCCUUGUGUUCACUGCUACAACCAAACCGCUCCCAUAUUCGACCCUUCCAAAUCCUCAACCUUCAAAGAGAUAAGAUGCGACACACAUGAUCACUCUUGUCCUUACGAGCUUGUCUACGGCGGCAAAAGCUACACCAAGGGAACCUUAGUGACCGAGACAGUCACGAUCCAUUCCACUUCAGGGCAACCCUUUGUGAUGCCUGAAACAAUUAUUGGUUGUGGCCGCAACAACUCAGGGUUUAAACCGGGUUUUGCGGGCGUUGUUGGUCUAGACAGAGGACCUAAAUCCCUCAUCACUCAGAUGGGCGGUGAGUACCCAGGUUUGAUGUCUUACUGUUUUGCUGGUAAGGGAACUAGUAAGAUCAAUUUUGGAGCGAAUGCUAUUGUGGCAGGAGAUGGGGUUGUAUCAACUACUGUGUUCGUCAAGACCGCGAAACCAGGUUUCUAUUACCUAAACCUAGACGCGGUCAGCGUUGGGAACACCCGCAUUGAGACAGUGGGGACACCCUUUCAUGCCUUAAAAGGGAACAUAGUGAUAGACUCUGGAAGCACUCUCACGUACUUUCCUGAGAGCUACUGCAACCUAGUAAGAAAGGCAGUGGAACAGGUUGUGACAGCGGUUCGAUUCCCGCGCAGUGACAUUCUUUGCUACUAUUCAAAGACCAUAGAUAUCUUUCCGGUGAUCACAAUGCAUUUUUCUGGCGGUGCGGAUCUUGUCUUGGAUAAGUACAAUAUGUAUGUGGCAUCGAAUACAGGAGGAGUUUUUUGCCUGGCUAUUAUAUGUAAUAGUCCAAUAGAAGAAGCUAUCUUUGGGAACAGAGCACAGAACAAUUUCUUGGUGGGUUAUGAUUCUUCUUCACUGCUGGUUUCUUUCAAGCCCACCAAUUGUUCUGCUUUGUGGAAUUGAAGUAACAAACCCUAGAGAGUCUCUUUUCCAUCAUUUUCAACUUCAGUUUGUUUUUCUCGGUUAACUUCAGUUUGUUAUUUAUAUAUAUCUUAUCAAAAUAAAAGCAUAGACCAUGGAUAUGUUUAUAUGAAUAAUAUGCAAAGUUACUU